Schistosoma turkestanicum is the source of this 2328-nucleotide messenger RNA. NCBI's taxonomy places the organism in Eukaryota, Metazoa, Platyhelminthes, Trematoda, Strigeidida, Schistosomatidae. The record is from the annotation of a GenBank genome assembly.
GAUUUUAUGUAUUCUCAGCUCUCUUUCGUCUUGUACCAGCUGUUUCCGAUAUUCAUGAGUCAUUAACAUUACCUUCUCCUGGAUCUCGAAAUGUCAAUGAAAAUAAAUUAUUUCUCGGUCACCACGUGGAUCCCGAAACCAAUUUUAAUUAUGAUAUUCCACCAGGAUAUAAAGAUGGUGUACUUAUCGAUGUUAAUAAUAUGUCUCCAAGACUCGUGUCCGAAACUCAAAAACAUGAACGUGGAUCCAAUGAAGUUAAAAUAAGACAUUCUAGUCCUUACAUUGGUGUUUGUGUAACAACUUUCUCUCUGGCGUUUUGUUGCUUCAUGGUCCAUGGUGCUAUUACGAGGCAACCAACCCACUUACUCCCGUUUUUCUUCAUUCAAGUCUUCGAUCUUAUCAUCUCUUUGAUUCACAUACUUGGAUUCAUGUCUUCAACAUCAGAUAUACGCCUAAUAAUUCACACAAAAACAGGGCCUUUUCACAUCAAAUCUACGGGUUUGGCUUUUAUCAUAUUGUCCAUCUCAUGUAUGAUGUUGGCUUUCAAAGCUUAUUGUCUUGGUAUGGUUUGGGAUUGUUAUAAAUACUUAAUGCUAAAUCGAAGAGGUAACCUACUUGAUGAUUGGUAUUCCGAUCAAUGGGGUCAUCUGUCAACUUUCUGGAGUUUACUAAGGGCUGGACGUAAUCGAAGCAACAACUCAAAUGGCAACUCUGGCUCGGCCGAUGAUCCUAAUGCAAGACCUUUUCCUGAUCCGAUUACAUACGAUCCAGCUAAUGAUCUACCAAAAUAUGAGGAUAUAUUGAAAAUUCCGGCAAAUGCUUACGCUCCUCCACCUUAUUACGGUACUAAUAUAAACAGGAGUGGCAAUGUAGCUGCAGCUGGUGAUGCUACUACCAAUACAACUAGUAAUACUGCUGCUACUACCACCACCACUACUACUACUACUACUCCUACUUUGGCUUCUGCUACUACAACUACUAAUGUGAUGUCGGCACUUACAACAACUAACGAUGAUGAUGUCCGAAUUAAUAAUUUACCACCAUAUACUCGUGCUUCUUGCUAAUCUGAUUCAUUUGUUAAUUAUAUACUCACUGAUUCUAAACAUGGAAAAAAAUAUCCAUAAGUACACGAAAUCAUGAUCAAUAACUAUUGAUUUAUUAGAAAAACUUGAUAUGUGUUUGUGCUUAUACACCUAUUUUAAUUUCAAUUUUAUACAUUACCCGUUCCUUGUUUAUUUCGUUCAUUUUCUUUUAUUCUUUAAAGAUCAUGAACACUAUAAAAAUUAUUUCUUCAUUACAUCUUCUAAUUAACUUAAUUUGGCUCAUAAGUAUAUAAGUAAUAUAAAUAUCAUAGCCUGAUUAGUGCCUUUGGCUAUAUGAGUAUUUUUACGAGUGUAAAAAUAUCAAAGAACCUGUUUGCUAAUUGCUCUGAUUAGAUUUAAUUGUAUUUAGAGGGAAAAUUCGAACCCCAGGUAGGUAGCAUACUGAAGUGUUUUUCCUAUAUUUCCAGAAUUUCCAUGUGAAAUUGACUUAACCAGUUAAAGGAAGAUCAUGUAAGGAAGCUAUUUCUUAACUGUUAAAUGAUUUAUUAUUAUUAUUAUUUUUAUAUCCGUUUUAUUUGUAUGAGUAAUGAGGAUUGAAAUCAAAUCUGAGUUACAUCAAAUUCAAACUAGCAAUUUCACCUUAAUCAAUGGGUUUUUUUUCAAGUUUUCACUUUUGAUGGUUUAACUUUUCGUAGCUAGUUUUCAAGUUUUAAUUAUUUCAACAGCUUGUAUGUAUAUUUAAGAGCAAUGAAAUUUUCAUAGUUUAUAAGUUCAUGUUGUAAAAUUCCUAAGUGUACGUAAAAUCCUUCACUUCAUGUCUGGCUACUCUCAUUUUUUAUGUUUGACACCAUAGACAUACUUUUAGUGAUAAUGUUUUUUCCCUAACCUCUUGUGACUAGUCUCCCAUCAAGAGAUUCAUUUUUUUUAUUUAGAAUAUGCAUAUGACGGUUCUGUUUUCUGAAGUCUUCUUUCUACACGAUGAAGUGUAUUCUGAUCGCCUUGAACAACAUUCCAAGCAUGACUGGUUGUGUUUCACUCCAUUUAAAUGCAGAAUGUUACUUCAGGAUCGUUUUGCAUCAUUGCCUAGAAUGAUAAUAGGGAGUGAAGUAUCUGAAUGCAUCAACCAUUCUACUUGUCUUAGAAGUCUCAUCAAUCCUUAUGGCUUGGUUGUUAUAUUCAAACACUAACCAAUACGCAACGAGAAAGCUGAUUUUCUACGCUUGACGGUUGAUUUAAUACUAACUAGCCCCGAACGAAGAGGAAUAACACAAGACUAAUGGCCACC